This is a messenger RNA of Vicia villosa (hairy vetch), 1163 nucleotides long. Its product is annotated as protein LIGHT-DEPENDENT SHORT HYPOCOTYLS 5-like. The record is from RefSeq and is a predicted model, not a curated record. Bases 311 to 991 code for a protein of 226 amino acids. Gene Ontology annotation, cellular component: nucleus. Gene Ontology annotation, biological process: response to light stimulus; mRNA transcription. The transcript has a single exon. Lineage: Eukaryota; Viridiplantae; Streptophyta; Magnoliopsida; Fabales; Fabaceae.
CAACCCUUCACCAUUCUCUUCCUUCAGUCUGAUUUCAUUCAUUCAGCAAUGCUUUUUAACGUCCCAUCAUCCAUCUCUCUCUCCCAAAAAAUUCUCCAUUUUUUCUUUCUCACUCUCUAAACAAAACCCCAAAUCCAAACUAAACGCUCCUCUUCUUCCCCGUGAAAACUUAAACUCUCUCACACACACACUCACUCACAGCAACAAAACGCCACCGUUUCACAAUUCACACUGCUAGCAAAAACUAUAAACCUUAUUAAUUACUCUACUUACCCUAAUUUUGAAGACUUCUGGAACUUUCUCGAUCAUCAUGGAUUCAUCAUCAGCAGGAGCAUCAUCUUCAGAACCUCCAACAACUUCUCCUACGGUAACCGUAACCACCGUACAACCGGAGGGAUCUUCACCACCGCAACCACCACCACAAGCUCCACCAAGCCGUUACGAAUCUCAAAAGCGCCGUGACUGGAACACUUUCCUCCAAUAUCUACAAAACCACAAGCCACCAUUGACGCUUGCAAGGUGCAGUGGCGCGCACGUGAUCGAGUUUUUGAAAUAUCUCGAUCAGUUCGGGAAGACGAAAGUUCAUGUUUCCGGAUGUCCGUAUUUCGGACAUCCGAAUCCACCUGCUCCCUGCGCUUGUCCUUUGAAACAGGCGUGGGGAAGCCUUGAUGCGUUGAUAGGACGACUCAGAGCGGCCUAUGAAGAAAACGGAGGCCGUCCUGAGUCGAAUCCGUUCGGCGCUAAAGCUGUGAGAAUUUACUUGAGGGAAGUGAGAGAAGGACAGGCUAAAGCUAGAGGGAUUCCUUAUGAGAAGAAGAAGAGGAAGAGGACUGCAGUGACAGUGUCUGCUGUGAGUAGUAGUGGUGGUGGUGCUAAUGAUGAUAGCGGUGGUGGUAACGGUGGUGCAGGUGAUAGCACGGUUGUUGUUGGUGGUGGUGGUACAACUACAACUUCAACUACAACUACUACAGCUAAUGCAAGUACUUCUUAGUACAGCCACCGCCACCACAGUAUAGUAAUCUUAAUUAUAUUUAUUUAUUUUUCCUCAUUUUUUUCUCUUAAUUUUAUGUCUUUAGUUUUUAAUUCUAAGGAAAUUAAUUGUGAUUAAAGCUUAUUAUUAUUAAGUUACAUAUUUAUUAUUAUUAAUAAUAUUAUUAUGCCUA